CACAAUGAAACAGACAGAAGCACAGAUUCGUACCAUUGAUGUACGCUAGACAUCACUAGAGACGAAUUCGCGUCGUCUCAGCUUCGGUUUCACUGAUUUCUCCGAGGUCUCUCUGUCUCACUGUGACCAAGACACCAGCCAUAUAAGACCAGAGCGGCGGCGUAGCAGGAGGGGCUGACCGGCUGAGGGCCGCUCGCAUGGCGAACCGAGCGAGGCAGCUCCACGCCGUCUACCUGACGAGCGGGUCCCGCGAGCCUGACAAGUGGGCCCACCUCGUCAGGGAGUACGCCUCCCAUUCCUCCCUCCGGGAAGCCGCCCUCGUCUACGCCAGGAACCUGCCCCGGCGAACGCACCACCAGCCCCUCCUCCCCGUCCUCCUCAAGGCCGCCGUCGCCUCCCGCGCUGAGCCCGGCCUCGGCAGGUCCCUCCACGCGGAGGCCGUCAAGUCCGCCUUCGCCCGCGACCUGCUCGUCGGCACCACGCUGGUGUCGAUGUACUGCAAGUGCGGCGCCCUCGCCGACGCGCGCAGGGCGUUCGAUGAAAUGCCCGAGCGGAACGUCGUCACGUGCAACGCCCUGCUCGCCGGGUACGCGGCGGCGGGCGACAUGGACGGGGCCCUGGCGCUGUUCGGCGGUAUGCCUUCCUGGACGUCCGUCACGUGGGCGACGCUGAUCCGGGGGUUCGCGGAGAAGGGCGACAUCGCGGAGGCCAGGAGGUGGUUCGAGGCCACGCCGCCGGGCAUGCGGACCGUUGUCACGUGGACCGUGGUCGUGCACGGCUACGUGGCCGCCGGGGACAUGGAAACGGCGAGGGAGUUGUUCGAUAGGAUGCCUGCGAGGAACGCGUUUGUUUGGUCGUCGAUGGUCACCGGGUACUUCAAGGCUGGCGACGCCGAGGAGGCGCGGGCGGUGUUCGACAGGAUCCCGGCGCGGAACCUGGUGAACUGGAACGCGCUGAUUGCUGGGUACGCGCAAAUUGGCUGCAUUGAGAAGGCGUUGGAGGCCUUCCAUUCGAUGCUGGAGGAGAGGGUCAAGCCGGACGAGUUCACCAUGGCGAGUGUGCUGUCUGCCUGCGCGCAGCUGGGUUCGCUAGAGCAAGGUAAGCAGAUGCAUGAGUUCAUCAAUCGGAAGCAUAUCCGGAAGAACCACUUCGUGAUGAACGGUCUGGUUGACAUGUACGCCAAGUGUGGUGACCUCGCGUAUGCGCGAUACAUCUUUGACAUCAUGCGAUGGAGAAACACUGAAUGCUGGAACUCCAUGAUCUCUGCACUUGCUAGCCAUGGCCAGAGCGAUGAGGCGCUUCGGCUGUUCUUCCAGAUGGAGCGUUCGGAGCAGAAGCCUAAUGCGAUCACACUUCUUGCUGUGCUUGGAGCUUGCACGCACGGAGGAUUUGUGGACGAAGGCUUAAGAAUCUUCAAGAAGUUCCAUGUGUAUGGAGUUGAGGCUAGAGUGGAGCAUUAUGGAUGCUUGGUUGAUCUCUUAGGCCGUGCUGGAAAAUUGAAGGAAGCCUACGAGAUUGUCAAGAACAUGCCUGAGGAACCCAACGAGGUGAUCUGGGGAGCGCUGCUUGGAGCCUGCAGAGUGCAUGGUGAUGCAGAGAUGUCAAGAUGGGUAUCGGAUGAGAUCCAUCGAUUGCAUUCUGGUCGUGCAUUGUCUAAUGAUGCAGAGUACAUCAUGCUGUCAAAUCUCAUGGCUGCUUCGGAGCGGUGGGAGCAGGCAGAGUACGUGAGGAGGAAAAUGGCGCGCCAUGGGAUUGAGAAGACUCCAGGGUGCAGUUCACUUGAGAUUGACAUACCUGAAUGCCAAGUGUAUGCAGGCAGUAGACAGUAGUAGUACAUUAUGCCAACUGCCAGCUACAUUACUGUAAGUUUGUUCAUUUAUUUUUCUCAGGUUUUUUGGUGAUCUGAUCCCAGUAGCUGACUCACAAAAAAAACAUAUAGCGACCAUUACUUUGGUGUAAUUAAACUUGUGGCUGGAGUCACUAAACUUCCAUGGGUUUAUUUCCGAAAGUUCGUACAUUCGCAAAAUAAACCCACAAGAAACUAUCGUAUUGUAGUCAAUACAUUUCUAUGUUUUUUUAUUUGCGUUGGCAUAUGAAAUAUA
Messenger RNA from Phragmites australis (common reed), 2102 nucleotides. Its product is annotated as pentatricopeptide repeat-containing protein At3g21470-like. The coding region runs from base 198 to 1829 and encodes 543 amino acids. The transcript has a single exon. NCBI's taxonomy places the organism in Eukaryota, Viridiplantae, Streptophyta, Magnoliopsida, Poales, Poaceae. Gene Ontology annotation, molecular function: protein binding; RNA binding. The record is from RefSeq and is a predicted model, not a curated record. Gene Ontology annotation, biological process: RNA modification.